Messenger RNA from Lytechinus pictus (painted urchin), 1870 nucleotides. Its product is annotated as GS homeobox 2-like. Gene Ontology annotation, cellular component: nucleus. Gene Ontology annotation, molecular function: DNA-binding transcription factor activity, RNA polymerase II-specific; sequence-specific double-stranded DNA binding. The transcript is spliced from 3 exons. The coding region runs from base 364 to 1293 and encodes 309 amino acids. The record is from RefSeq and is a predicted model, not a curated record. Lineage: Eukaryota; Metazoa; Echinodermata; Echinoidea; Temnopleuroida; Toxopneustidae. Gene Ontology annotation, biological process: regulation of DNA-templated transcription.
CAUUAUUCACUGUAACUACACCUUCCAAGAUCUGAACAGCCUUUUGGGCAUCGAUUCAUCAACUUAAGUCCGGGGAAAACCAAGUGCAAUAUUUAUCUUUAUGGGUCAAACCAACUCAGUACAGCUUUUAUCCUCCUCAUCAAUCAUCCAGUCUGAAAGCAGGAAAGAGCGUAACAAUUUAUCUCCAAAGUUUCUCAACUAUUUUCCAUUCUAAUAUCAAAACUUUUUGUGGCUAUUAAGUGCAAUAUUUUACAUCACAAGGAACCUCUUCGAUUCCUAAAACUUUUAAAGAACCUGAUAGAGAAAUUGUAUUUGUGAAUGCGACUCUUGAUUUAACCUUGCUGGAAGUUGUGCGUCUUCACGAUGUCCCGCUCAUUUUACGUCGACUCUUUGAUUUUGAACCGAACCCCACCUCUUACACCUACUAACGGUACGGACCAUCCUCGGACACCCGUCUCCAUUCAUCAUCAUUCUAGAUCAUCACCAGAUACCAAAUCAUCCAGCAUUUCAUGUUUCAGACCCCACACCGACCCCCUUUCGCCCUCUUGCCCUCUAUGUGUUCGUGACCAUGUUGCUGCGGCAACGCACCCCUGCCACCCUCGCCUGCCACCACUUACAACCUCUCUACCAUCCAUCUUCAAAUCUCCACUACCACUACCGGGACCACACCCAGCAUCAGGACACCACCCUCACCACCAUCACCACCACCACCACCACUCCAAUGCCACCCGUUCAUUUCUGGAGGCGUACCAAGAAGCGCACCUUCGUCAAGGAUCAUUACCCCUGUCACCGGCACGUCUCUCACCCCACCAAACACCCGUUUCAUCACAUCAUGAAACCUUUAGAAACUCUGCAGACCCUAGGAGGAUCCAUUUUCUACCAGUUGGUUCUGAGCGUCAUCAAACUGAUGAUCAAAUCCGCGAGAGUAGUAAAAGAAUCAGGACAGCAUUCACCAGCACCCAGCUCCUUGAAUUGGAACGUGAGUUUGCAUCAAACAUGUACCUCUCUCGAUUACGACGAAUCGAGAUCGCAACCUACCUCAAUCUAUCAGAGAAACAGGUCAAAAUCUGGUUUCAGAACCGGAGGGUUAAGUACAAGAAAGAAGGCAAAGGUCAUCCGGAUUCACCUCAGUCACAUGACUGCAAGUGUCAUCACCAAGUGACGUCAUCACGUAGUAACGGCCACGGGAGACAUCAUUCGACGUCCUCAUCGAUCGUGGAGACUUCGACAACAAUGAUUUCGCCAAGUGAUGACGAAGAAAAACUAUCAUCGGAGGAUACAGUUGAUAACUGAAACAGCAGAUAUCGAUCUCCGAUUCAUCGUCGUCAUCGACAGUCUCGUAGGUCCUUCUGCCUCAUCAACCUUAUGGAGAAGAAAAUCAGCUAGCCGUGAUCAUUGACGGCCAUUCAAUGUCUCAUCACCGCCAUCGUAAAACAGCCAUCUUGUCCUGAUCGUCAUCGACAAGAAUUUACCACGAUGCCAUGCAUCACCGCCAUCGUCAGCAACCUAUUCAACGGAAUAUGCUUAUCCAUACUUUAAUUUCUCAAAUAUCUAUAUCUCAUUUAUGCCUUAUCAUCAUCAAUGAUCAGCCUUUGUGCCGCAGUCACAACAACAGAACCGAUUACAGAUGGAUCAAAACUUUUAUCUCAUUAUCAAUGUAACACAAUCAGUAGGUUUUGGCGUCUGUUUCAUGGUGUAACUGUAAAAUUACAAGGAGCCAAUACUACCGCAUCUUAUUGGCUCACUGACUGGUUAUUAAGUAUUAAUUAAUAUGAUGUAGGUAUGAGAUAUAGCACCCAUAUUCAGAGGGAGUUGCAAUCAAACACAACUAGAUUAUCAACAGGUCAGACAUGUCAGAAGCGCGCAUUCU